AUGGGUUUGAGAGUAAACGGCGUUGCGAACGGCGUCUCAAAUAAAGUCUCCAACGGCGUCUCCAACGGCGUCUUGAAAGCAAAUGGCAAUGGCGUCCUGAAAGCCAACGGCGCUCACUCGCAAACGCAGAGGCCCAUUGAAAGCUUCGAGCAACUUGAGAAAUUCGAGAACAGAGAUACUCCCGUCGUUACCAUGUUCAGCGGUGGCCUGGACAGCACUUACCUGCUCCUCCGACUCCAGCAGCUCGGCUUCACCAACAUCCACGCUGUCGCCGUAGAUGUUGGGUCACCUGUAGACGAGAAUGGCCUGACCAAGCAUGCCGCUCACUUUGGCGCCAAGUUCAAGCUCCUUGAUGGCCGCGAGGCCUUUGUCAAUGAAGGUGUCGUGCCCGCCAUCCGUGCUCACGCCACGUACCUGGGCCUGUUCCCCGUCAGCAGCUCGCUCACUCGUCCGGUCAUUGCUCGCCUCAUCACGGACUACGCCAAAGACGUGAGUGCAGGCUUACUGCUCCACACGGCCAACCUGUCGCAGAACAGCCUACCUCGUCUCAACAACUGCAUCAAGCUCCUUGGCUUCCCUGGACGGUUCGGAAGCCCCUACCCUCGUUCUGUCGUCUCUCGAGAGAAGAAGGCGGAAGAACUGGCCGGGGCCGGACUGACCAUCAUGUCUGAGCGCAAGCUGAGCGGUGAUGAGAACUUGUGGUGCAGGGAGUUCGAGGAUGGUCCUCUCGGUGAUCCUGAGGGUUUCUGCAUCCCCGAAGAUGCCUACCAGUGGACACGCCGUUACGCGGACCACCCUAGCCAGAAGCUCACUCUCAGCUUCGAGAAUGGCAACCUUGUCUCAGUCGAUGGUGACAAGCUCCCCCUCAUUGAAGCCAUUGCGCUGCUGAACAAGGAAGUGGGCAAAUUCGGUCUUGGCCGAUUUGUUGGACUCGAGCCCCUUUCGACUGACGACAAGGCAUUGGAGAUCCGUGAGGCUCCGGCGGCCGCCAUCAUCAUGGAUGCGCUCCGCCACCUCGAGAUCGCCUCGCUGGAGACCAAGACAUUGGAGCUGAAGCAACAGCUGGAGCAGAGAUGGGUCCGGGAAGCCAUCGCCGGCCACUGGGGAGGCAAGUUGCACACCAUGUGCGACGUUGCCAUCACGUCCGUCUUGCAAGGCGUCAGCGGCAGCGUGACCUAUGACAUCGAUCAAUCGCGUUUCCUUCCCUGCUCUAUCGUGGCGCAGAACCCUCGCUACAUUCGGGAUCGUGACCACUGGGAGCGAGCACAGCAGUCAAUCUGGCAGAUUUAA
This is a messenger RNA of Colletotrichum truncatum, 1290 nucleotides long. RefSeq names its product argininosuccinate synthase. Lineage: Eukaryota; Fungi; Ascomycota; Sordariomycetes; Glomerellales; Glomerellaceae. Gene Ontology annotation, cellular component: cytoplasm. Gene Ontology annotation, molecular function: argininosuccinate synthase activity; ATP binding. Gene Ontology annotation, biological process: L-arginine biosynthetic process; urea cycle. The record is from RefSeq and is a predicted model, not a curated record.